UUAUGUUCAAAAAUCUCCGAUUAACCAAGUCGACUGAUUAUUUUGUUAGAAUUAAUUAAUUGCGUUGAAUUAUUAGUCGAAUUGACUAAUCGCGGUUGACGCAAUCGGCUGAUUAACUUAAUUGGAGAUUGUGAACUGGCCUAUAAAUGUGUAGCUUCUCGUGUUUACCACAUGAGGUCUCUAAACUCUGUUGAAUUUAAUCACUUUCAACUGACAAUUUGAAUCUUAUGUUGUUUGAUGUAUACUUGCGUACUUGUUUCCGUUUAUAUCUAAUUUAGUGUUGAUUUUUUCAGUUAUUUUAACUCUGAAUUAAUCCAGUUUGUUAAUAUGGUUGUAGAAAGGGCGAAGUGUGUCAAUCUCAAGUGUGAAAAUGUAUUCGAAUUCGAUCGGACGUAGUUCUAGUGCAGGGAGAAUAUCUAUGUUUGAGCGAGAGGACAGGAACUUAUUACGGAAUGAGCAGCGAAGGACGCAUACGUUAAAGAAGGGAAGCAAUGAAAAUUCUCAUAUUCCCAGACCUCGUUUUAGAAGUUCUUCCAGCGAUCGAGCAGGAUCGCUUGGUAGAAAAUCUUAUCUGAAGAUAACAGGCAAAACUCCAUUACUGCAUCUACCUACAACUCCAGUCACACCAGCAAGAGCCUCUAGACAUAAUUUAUUGAGUUUAGGGCUAACAGCAAGUAGUAGCAAAAACCAUGUAUCUAUGUCUCGAUCACCUUCAGCUGAAACUGGUGCAAGCUUUUUGGGUAAUAAAGGUCCCAAAAAAGACAGAAGGACUUUAAUAGACAAGACCUAUCAAGCAGAGUUGCUAAAUAAGAUAGACAACUAUUUUUGUGUUAACGAAUGCUCAGGAAUGCUCAAUAAUGGCUCUUUCAAGUCUGUCACGUUAAAGAUGUUUGUGGAAGUUACUAGCUUUCUAUUGAAGUUCUUUGAUAUAAAGCAGGAACUCACAUUGGCAAACUAUAUAGAGGAAUUGCCAAAAUGUGCGAAGAAGCUACAUUAUCCAGGCAUGAUAAACAAAUCGUGGUUAAAGACUGCCAAUACAAUGCAUUCUUAUCCUCAUGUUCUGGGAUGGGUUGGCUGGCUGGUAGAAGCUUGCCAAAUUAAAGAAAUAGCAUUUGAGAAGUACCAACUAGAAACUUUGCCAUUCAUAGGAUUUGAAGAGCAAAUACAAAGUUCCAAAAUAGAAUUUCUCACAUUUCUGGAUUGUUACAACGCUUGGACAGAAGAAAAUCUCAAUGAGGAAGAAGAAAUUUUGGAGAAAUAUUUCAAGGAUAUUAUGAUUCAGCAAGGCAUUACUGAGGAAGAUAUAGCACAAGCACAUGCGAAAGUAGAAGACGAAAUCUCACUAUUACAUAUGAUAGAGAAAGAGUCGCAGGAGAUAGAUGAAGAAACUAAACAAUUACAAAAAGAACUGUCAUUAUUAGAUGCCAAGGAAGCUAAAUUAAUGAAUGAUAUCAAGUCCAAAGAAGAUUGCAUGAAAAAGAUCUCUUUUGAGACAAAUUUGUUAAAUACUGAAUAUGAUACCUUAAACGAACAAGUCCGUACGGGAAAUUUGAAGCGAGAAGAGUUGAUUUCGAUUGUGAAGAGCCAGCCAAUGUCGAAGGCUGAGAAAGAAGUACUUGUGCAAAAAUGUACAGAACUUCAAAACUAUGUGCACGAGUUUGAUGAGCAUUUGAACGAUUAUAAGAAGGAAUUGUACAAUUUGGACAUUAAAUUAGCAUUUAUCAAUAAUAAUCUCAAUAAAGCAAUCUUGGAAUAUAAUAAAGAGGUCUUUAUGCUCAUUGAUAAAGAUGCUGACGUGAAUUUCGAUGAAUUAAGGUUGCCAGAGAAAGGUUUGUUGGACCCACAGAUAAUGAUCGUGUUGGAAGAAAAAGUUGCUCUAACGAAAACUUUCAGAGAAUUAUUAGCAAAGCGAUGCAACGAGAUAGAAUCUGUCAUACGAUCUAACGCUACCAAAAUAGAGAAACUACAGGAAAAAAUUAAUUUACUACCGGACGAUGAUAAGUUAAAGGAGGAAAAAUCUCGUAUUGAUCAAAUGAAAAUGGAUACGAAAAAGGAGAAGGAAAAAAUAACGAAACAGAUAGAAAAUGUCAAAACUGACAUCAACAAAAUACAAGAUAUGAUGCCGGAUAUAAAAGCGAUAGAUCUUGAAAUAGAAGAAGUCAAGGAUAAAUUGGACGCUGUUACUAGAAGAAAAACAUUCUUGCAACAAAAUGCCGCACGAUUUUUCGGCGAGUUGUAUACAAUUAUCGGCGAUCACAGAAAGGAGCUUAAAGAUAUUCUGACCAAAUACAAGAAUUCUACGUGGCCAACAAUGUUUAACACAACACAACCAUCGUCGUGCAACGUCGUUCAGUCGGACUGAAACGCUUAAUACUAUUUAGC
Pseudomyrmex gracilis is the source of this 2382-nucleotide messenger RNA. It is a transcript of the gene Ndc80, whose product is annotated as kinetochore protein NDC80 homolog. The transcript is spliced from 4 exons. Gene Ontology annotation, cellular component: Ndc80 complex. Gene Ontology annotation, biological process: attachment of mitotic spindle microtubules to kinetochore. The record is from RefSeq and is a predicted model, not a curated record. The coding region runs from base 371 to 2362 and encodes 663 amino acids. Lineage: Eukaryota; Metazoa; Arthropoda; Insecta; Hymenoptera; Formicidae.